GCGUGGCAGGGCGGGGGGGGGGGGAAGCCCCCGGUGGGGACCGGGGCUGCUCCGGGGCCGGGACCGGGGCGGGGGGUCCCGUUGCCCCCCCCCUGCCGCUUCCAUGCAGGGGAUGGGGAGCCUGCGGCUGGGCAGCCGCGCAGUGAUGUACACGGCCGAGACCCUGCCCAAGGGCAAGAACCGAGUCAUGGGGACUAUCCAAAUCAUGACCGGCUUCAUGCACAUCGGCUUCGGGAUCGUCCUGACGACGCUCACUAAUGUCUACACCUCCGUCUUCGUCAUCGGAGAGAUCCCCUUCCUGGGCGGCGUGUCCUUCAUCAUCUCGGGGUGUCUCUCCAUUGGGGCAGAGAAGAGCCCCACAGAGUGUGCGGUGAAGGGCAGCCAGACCAUGAACGUCAUCAGCGCCAUCUUCGCCCUGCUGGGCAUCGUGGCUUUCAUCGUGGACCUCAACCUCAACGGCCUCUAUCACUCCGGCUACAACUACUACGGCUAUCUGGUCCUGCUCGCAGGGAAUGGGAUCUCCAUCGUGCUGCUCAUCUUCACAUCCUGGAGUUCUGGCAUCGCUGUGGCCACCGCUAACUUCUUGGUGCCGGCCACUCGCCUCAGCUCCAAUGAGUCCAUGCUGAUCGUGCCCAGCACCACGCGGGUAGACCUGGCAGCCCCCAAUCGCUGAGCUGCCCCCAGCCACCCAGCUACACCGAGCUCGCUGCUCCUGAGGUCUAACACGGUGCUGGCCCAUGAGGACACUGGUGCAGGGUCCUGUCUCCAUCCCCAUGCCCUACAGCAUCCUCCUCCCACUGCGCUGCAGGCUGGGAUGUGCUGGUCCCCCCUCCUGAAGCCAGCAAGCACCCUAAAUCCCCCCUUCCCUCCCCAUUGCCUGCCCCUGCUUUAAGCCAUAGGGGGGCUCUUUGCUGGCUGCUUCCCCAGGGGAUGUUUGGGGGCUUCACGGGGUGGUUCUGCCUGUCCCGACCCUGUUGGCUGCUGGGGUUCAUCCACGUUGGGGUUCAGGACCUCCUUGGUGGUCAUGGAGAGACCCCAACGUGUGUGCUGGGAGCCAGAGCAUCUACCUCGGCUCGGACCCCCUUGGCUUCAUUUUCUCUUUGGAAUAAAGGCUCUCUCUGGG
Messenger RNA from Strigops habroptila (Kakapo), 1123 nucleotides. Its product is annotated as membrane-spanning 4-domains subfamily A member 12-like. The coding region runs from base 104 to 673 and encodes 189 amino acids. Gene Ontology annotation, biological process: cell surface receptor signaling pathway. Gene Ontology annotation, cellular component: plasma membrane. Lineage: Eukaryota; Metazoa; Chordata; Aves; Psittaciformes; Psittacidae. The transcript has 7 exons. The record is from RefSeq and is a predicted model, not a curated record.